Messenger RNA from Ixodes scapularis (black-legged tick), 7833 nucleotides. Its product is annotated as mucin-2-like. The record is from RefSeq and is a predicted model, not a curated record. NCBI's taxonomy places the organism in Eukaryota, Metazoa, Arthropoda, Arachnida, Ixodida, Ixodidae. The coding region runs from base 1 to 7833 and encodes 2610 amino acids. The transcript is spliced from 4 exons.
AUGUGCAGUAAUAGAGAAAAAUAUUGUCAUUUAUGGUACUUGAAGAAAGUUCCUAUCGGACUUCUUUUUGUCUUCUUGAAGAGUGCAUCUUGUGCGGACGUUGCACCUGACCACGUAAAAGUCGGAUAUAAUUUCGAUGCAUCCCAACCCGUCGUGAAGCAUGCGACCGUUUCAGCUAUUAAAAAACGGCACGUCACGAUCCCUUUCACAGAAAUCAGAAGCACUACAACGGUGCAUCCAGCUUUUGCUGUUUAUCAAAAUGCACCAAUUAUUACUCGUGUGUACCAACAAACUGCUGGGCUGUCUACUUCUCCCGUAGCAUCACUAGUGACCAGCAACAAUGAGCCUCCACUCAUCGCCGCUGGUACCACCCACCCAGCAGUUCCGGUCCUGGGGCCUAUCUACCACCCUGCUACGGUUGUUGCCACCAGACCAACGUAUGGAGUUGUCCACGCUACUCCGGCUGUUUCUGGCUUGAACAAUGCUGAUGCUUUCCAUGCCACGCCAGCUACUGUUAUUGUGAAGACUCACCCCGCCUUCGCUGCCUACAAGUCCGCUCCUGCAAUCAUGCGUGCGUACCAAUAUGCUCCCGGCUUCAGUCGUGUUUACCACCAGAUUUCAGUAGUUCCUCCAUCCGUCACUCACAUUUACCAUGCGUCCCCGCCAUUAUCCGCUGUUCCAGUUCUGGCCAGUGUGACCAAGUAUACAACCUUUCAAGCUGGUCAUACGCUCCCUACCGUUGCUACAACUCCUGAGUUUGCCCGCUACCCAACUGUGCCUGCCUUCAUGCGUACCUACGAGUACACUCCCGGGUCUGACUUCGGUUAUCCCACUUCAUCUGUGGUACCACCUGCGACUGCUGUUUCUAAACUGACGACUUUUGCUCGUCUAAACAACGCUCCGGAAGUCACAAAAUUAAUUACAACUCCAGUUGUAACCCAUACAUACCAGGAUACUCCAGGCACUGCUGCUGCUCCGCUUUCAACUACAGUUACCAAGGAUACCAUCUUGCAACCUGCUCCCCCCGUAUCUACAGUGACCAAGUAUUCGACGUUGCCAGCUACUCCGGCCGCCACUACUUUGAACACAAACGCUGCGUUUACACGUUAUCAGUCUGUUCCGGCCUUCAUGAGUUCCUACACGUAUACUCCUGGUUUUGAGCUUGGUUAUCCAAUUGUUUCUUUGGUUCCACCCGCGACUGCUGUUUCUAAAUUGACGACCUUUGCCAAUCUCAACAACGCCCCAGAAGUCACAAAAUUUUCUACAGCUCCAGUCGUAACCCAAGCACACCAGGAUCCUCCAGUCGUUGCUGCUGCUCCACUUCUGACUACAGUUACCAAGGAUACCAUCUUGCAGCCUGCUCCCCUUGUAUCUACAGUGACCAAGUAUUCGCCCUUGCCAGCUGCUCCAGCCGCAGCUACUGUUUUCACAAACGCUGCGUUUUCACGUUAUCAGUCUGUACCGGCCUUCAUGAGUUCAAACGAAUACACUCCUGGUCUUGGCCUUGGUAAUCCCACCCUUUUUGUGGUCCCACCUACAGCAGCUGUUUCUAAACUGACGAAUUUCGCCAGUCUCAGCAACGCCCCGGAAGCCACAAAAUUCGCUACAGCUCCAGACGUAACCGAAACAUACCAGGAUCCUCCAAUCGUUUCUGCUGGUGAACGUUUGCCUACAGUUAUCAAAGAUUCCAUCUUGCAAGUUAAUUCCCCCGCACCUGCGGUGACCAAGUAUUCGACAUUGCCAGCUGCUCCAGCCGCCGCUACCCUGAAUACAAACGCUGCGUUUACACGCUAUCAGUCUGUACCGGCCUUCAUGAGUUCCAACGAAUAUACUCCUGGGUUUCGCCUCGGCAAACCCACUAUUUCUGUGGUUCUACCUGAGACACCUGUAUCUAAACUGAUAACUUUUACCAGUAUUAACAACUUCCCAGCAGUCACAAAAUUCUCUACAGCACCAGUCGUAACACAAACAUACCCGGAUCCUGCAGUCGUUGCUGCGGAUUCACAUUUGCCUUUAAUUGCCAAGGAUUUCAUCUCUCAAGCUGCUCCCCCCGCAUCUGCCGUGACCAAGGAUUCGACCUCGCAAGCAGCUCCAGCCACCGCUACUCUGAUAACGAACGCUGCGUUCGCACGUUAUCUGUCUGUCCCGGGCUUUAUGAGUUCCUACGAGCAUACUCCUGAGUUUGGCCUCAGUUACCCCACUGUUCCCCUGGCUCCCCCUGCGACUGCUAUUUCUAAAGUAAUAACUUUUGCCAAUCUGAGCAACCCUCCGGAAGCCGCAAAAUCGACUACGGUUCCAAUCAUAACCCAAACAUACCAGGAUCCUCCAGUCAUCGCUGCUGGUCCACAUUUGCCUUCUGGUGUUAAGGAUUUCAUCCCGCAAGCUGCUCCCCCCGUAUUCACUGUGACCAAGUAUUCGACCCUUCAAGCUGCUCCCGCCGCCGGCUCUCCGUUCACAAACGCUGCGUUUAAACGUUAUCAGUCUGUUCCGGCCUUCAUGAGUUCCAACGAAUAUACUCCUGGCUUUGGCCUUAGUAAUCCCACUAUUUCUGUGGUUCCACCAGUGACUGCUGCUUCUAAACUGGCGGCCUUUGCCACCCUCAACAACGUCCCUGAAGUCACAAAAUUCUCUACAGCUCAGGUCGUAACUCAAACAUACCAGGAUCCUCCAAACGUUGCUGCUCGUUCACUUUUGCCUUUAGUUUCCAAGGAUUUAAUCUCGCACGCUGCUCCCCCCGUGCCUACUGUGACCAAGGAUGCAACCUCGCAAGCUGCUCCAGCCACCGCUACACUGAUCAGGAACUCUGCGUUCACACGUUAUUUGUCUGUCCCGGGCUUCAUGAGUUCCUACGAGCAUACUCCUGAGUUUGGCCUCAGUUACCCCACUGUUCCCCUGGCUCCCCCUGCGACUGCUAUUUCUAAAGUAAUAACUUUUGCCAAUCUGAACAACCCUCCGGAAGCCGCAAAAUCGACUACGGUUCCAGUCAUAACCCAAACAUACCAGGAUCCUCCAGUCAUCGCUGCUGGUCCACAUUUGCCUUCUGGUGUUAAGGAUUUCAUCCCGCAAGCUGCUCCCCCCGUAUUCACUGUGACCAAGUAUUCGACCCUUCAAGCUGCUCCCGCCGCCGGCAUUCCGUUCACUAACGCUGCGUUUACACGUUAUCAGUCUGUUCCGGCCUUCAUGAGUUCCAACGAAUAUACUCCUGGCUUUGGCCUUGGUAAUCCUACUAUUUCUGUGGUUCCACCUGCGACUGCUGUUUCUAAACUGGCGGCCUUUGCCACCCUCAACAACGUCCCUGAAGUCACAAAAUUCUCUACAGCUCAGGUCGUAACUCAAACAUACCAGGAUCCUCCAAACGUUGCUGCUGAUUCACUUUUGCCUUUAGUUUCCAAGGAUUUAAUCUCGCACGCUACUCCCCCCGUGCCUACUGUGACCAAGGAUGCAACCUCGCAAGCUGCUCCAGCCACCCCUACACUGAUCAGGAACUCUGCGUUCACACGUUAUUUGUCUGUCCCGGGCUUCAUGAGUUCCUACGAGCAUGCUCCUGAGUUUGGCCUCGGUUAUCCCACUGUUCCCCUAGCUCCACCUGCGACAGCUGUUUCUAAACUAACAACUUUCGCUAGUUUAAACAUCCCUCCGGAAGCCGCAAAAUCGACUACAGUUCCAGUGGUAACCGGAACAUACCAGAAUCCUCAGGCUGUUGCUGCUGCUCCAGCUUUGCCUCCAUUUACCAAGGAUUCCAACGUGCAAGUUGCGCCCCCCUUACCUGCUGUGGCCAAGUAUUCGAUAUUGCCAGCUGCUCCAGCCGCCACUACAUUGAACACAAACGCCGCGUUUUCACGCUAUCAGUCGGUUCCGGCCUUCAUGAGUUCCAACGAAUAUACUCCUGGCUUUGGCUUCGGUAAUCCCACUAUUUCAGUGUUUCCACCUUCAACAGCUGUUUCUAAAGUGACAACUUUUACUAGUCUCAACAACGUCCCAGAAGUCACACAAUUCUCUACAGCUCCAGUCGUAACCCAAACUUUCCAGGAUCCUCCAGUCGUUGCCACUGAUUCACAUUUGCCUUUAGAUGCCAAGGGUUUAAUCUCGCACGCUGCUCCCCCAGUGCCUACUGUGACCAAGGAUUCGACCUUGCAAGCGGCUCCAGCCACCGCUACACUGAUCAGUAACUCUGCCUUCACACGUUAUUUGUCUGUCCCAGGCUUCAUGAGUUCCUAUGAGUAUACUCCUGAGUUUGGCAUCGGUUAUUCCACUGUUCCUCUGGCCCCACCUGCAACAGCUGUUUCUAAACUAACAACUUUCGACAGUUUGAACGUCACUCCGGAAGCCGCAAAAUCGACAACAGUUCCAGUGGUAACCCAAACAUACCAGAACCCUCAGGUUGUGGCUGCUGCUCCGGCUUUGCCUACAGUUACCAAGGGUUCCAUCUUGCAAGUUGCUCCUCCCUUACCUGCGGUGACCAAGUAUUCGGUAUUGCCAGCUGCUCCAGCCGCUGCUACAUUGAACACAAACGCUGCGUUUACACGCUAUCAGUCAGUUCCGGCCUUCAUGAGUUCCAACGAAUAUACCCCUGGCAUUGGCCUCGGUAAUCCCACUAUUUCUUUGUUUCCACCCGCGGAAGCUGUUUCUAAACUGACAACUUUUACCAGUCUCAACAACGUCCCAGAAGUCACACAAUUCUCGUCAGCACCAGUCGUGACCCAAACCCUCCAGGAUCCUCCAGUCGUUGCCGCUGAUUCAAAUUUGCCUUCAGUUGUAAAGGAUUUCAUCUCGCAAGCUGCUCCCCCUGCAUCUAUUGUGAAAAAGUAUUCGACCUUGCAAGCUGCUCCGGCCGCCGGUGCUCCGUUCACAAACGCUGCGUUUACACGUUAUCAGUCGGUUCCAGCGUUCAUGAGUUCUAACGAAUAUACUCCUGGCAUUGUUCUCGGUAAUCCCACUAUUUUUGUGUCUCCACCUGCGACUGCUGUUUCUAAACUGACGACGUUUGCGAGUGUGAACGCUGCUCCGGAAGCCGCAAAAUCUACUGCAGUUCCGGUCGUAACCCAAACAUACCAGAGUCCUCAAGUUGUUGCUCCUGCCCCAGCUUUGCCUACAGUUACCAGGGAUUCCAUCUUGGAAGUUAAUCCCCCCGCACCGGUGACGAAAUAUUCGAUAUUGGCAGCUGCUCCAGCCGCCGCUAUUUUCAAUACAAACUCUGCGUUUACACGUUAUCAGUCUGUUCCGGCCUUCAUGAGUUCCAACGAGCAUACUCCUGGAUUUGGCCUCGGUUAUCCAACUGUUCCUUUCGCUCCACCUGCCACUGUUGUUUCUAAACUGACACCUAUAUCCACUCUCAACACCGCUCCUGCAGUCACAAAAUUAAUUGAAUCUCCGGUAGAAAGUCUAACUUCCCACGCUGCUCCAAGCGUUGCAGCUGCUCCACCUUUGCCUACUGUAAUCAAAUAUUCGUCCCUGCAACCUGCUGUUCCUGUACCUUUGGUGACCAAGUAUUCGACCUUGCAAACUAAUCCACCCGCCACUACUGUGUCCUCCCAUGCUGAGUUUACUCGAUAUCAGUCUGUCCCGGCUUUCAUGAGUUCUUACGAGAAAACUCCUGGAUUUGAUCUCAAUUAUCCGACUGUUUCACUAGUUCCACCUUCGACUGCAGUUUCUAAACUACCAACUUUCCCCAGUCACAACGCCGCUCCGGAAGUCACAAAAAUCACUGCGGCUCCAGUUGGGACCCAAACUUACCAGGUGCCUCCAGUGCUUGCUGCAGUUCCACCUUUGCCUACGGUGACCAGGUAUUCUUCCUUGCAUGGUGCUCCCGGCGCGGAAACUGUUGCCACAAACGCUGCGUUUACGCGAUAUCAGUCGGUUCCUGCCUUUAUGAGUUCCUACCAGUAUACUCCAGGAUUUGGCCACGGUUACCACACUGCUUCUGUAGUUCCACCUGCGUUGGCGGUUCCUAAACUGGCAAAUUACGUCAGUUUCAACACUGCUCACCAAGUCGGAACAUUUAUUGAAGCCCCCGUUGUAAGCCGUGUUUACCAUGCCGGUCAAGUCGUUGCCCCUACUUUACCUGCACCUGCGGUGAGCAAGCAUACGACAUUUCAACUUGCUCCUACCGUAUCUACAGUAGACACAAGUACUGGGUUUGACCGUUACCAGUCUGUCCCUGCGUUCAUGCGCUCUUACCAGUAUUCAUCGGGCUUUGAACAGGGGCAUCAUACCGUUUCCGCGGCUCCACAAUUGAUAGUUCCUUCUAAACUGACAACAUACCCCAAUAACAAGAAAGCUACAGGUUUCAUAAGCUUCACAGGAGCCCCAGCUAUACACCAUAUUUACCAGUCGUCCCCUGCCGUGGCCACGGUUGCACCUGUGCCUACGGUGACGAAGUAUUCAACCUUCCAAGGUAUUCCUGCUGUUGCCACUGUGGCCAGAAACACCGCGUUCGCACGUUACCAGUCUGUUCCGGCCUUCAUGCGUUCCUACCAGUAUACCCCUGGCUUCGGACGCGGGUACCACACCGUCUCUGUGGUUCCACCUGGGACUGAUUCUUCUAAAGUUGAAACUGAUACCGCUUAUAAUGCCGCUCCAGCAGUACACCAGAUUUACCAGGCUGCCCCAGCUUUGCCUAAAGUGGCCAUAUAUCCAUCUGGGCCACCUGUUUCAGCAGUGACUACGUUCGCGACAAGCCCACAGCUUGCGCAUUAUCCAAGAGUUCAAGACUUUACUCGCUCCGCCAAGUAUAGUUUUGGUUUGGGCCAAAACUACCACACAGUCGCCGUUGUGCCACCCUCUACCACUAUUUCUAAGGUAUCAACUUACAGCCCUCGUAACCCUACUCCCAUAGUUACGUCUUACGCUGCAACACCAAUCGUACACCCCGUAUACAGGGCUCCUCAAGUCGUCCCCACUGGCCCAUCUGUGUCCAGAUUGACAAAGUAUUCUUCUUUCCAAUCGUAUCCGGCUGUCUCUACCGUUGUGUCAAAGCCAGGUUUUGCUCGUUACCAGUCUGUGCCUGCCUUCAUGAGUUCCUACCAGCCCACUCCUGGCUAUGGUCGCAGCUACCACACCGUUUCCGUUGUACCACCGGCGACUGCUGUCCCUAAACUAUCAACUUACGCAUCUUAUAAUCCUGCUCCAGCAGUAACAACUUACUCAGCAGCGGCAGUGGUACGCCCCAUACACCACGCUUCUCCAGCUGUUUUCACAGCUCCAGCUGUCUCGAGCUUGACCAAGUAUUCGUCUUUCCAGUCUUAUCCGGCUGUCUCUACCGUUGUGUCAAAACCAGCUUUUACCCGUUAUCAGUCAGUGCCCGCAUUUAUGAGUUCCUACCAGUCUACUCCUCGCUUUGGUCGCGGAUACCACACCGUUUCCGUUGUCCCACCGGCGACGGCUGUCUCUAAAUUACCAACUUAUGCAUCUUAUAACCCUGCACCAGCAGUCCCAACUUACACUACAACGCCAGUUGUACGCCCCAUAUAUCACGCUGCUCCAGCCAUUCCCACUGCUCCAGCUGUGUCGAUAACAACGUAUUCAGCAGCGCCAGUAGUACGUCCCAUAUACCACGCUGCUCCGGCUGUUUUUACAGCUCCAGCUGUGUCCAGUUUAACCAAGUAUUCUUCUUUCCAAUCCUAUCCGUCUGUCUCUACCGUUAUGUCAAAACCAGCUUUUAACCGUUAUCAGUCCGUGCCUGCAUUUAUGCGUUCCUACCAGUCUACUCCUGGUUUUGGUCGCAGCUACCACACCGUUUCUGUUAGGUACAAACCUACACUACAACGCCAGUUGUACGCCCCAUAUACCACGCUGCUCCAGCCGUUUCUAUUACUCCAGCUGUGUCGACCUUGA